Messenger RNA from Agrilus planipennis (emerald ash borer), 2029 nucleotides. Its product is annotated as cytochrome P450 6k1-like. Bases 76 to 1575 code for a protein of 499 amino acids. NCBI's taxonomy places the organism in Eukaryota, Metazoa, Arthropoda, Insecta, Coleoptera, Buprestidae. Gene Ontology annotation, molecular function: monooxygenase activity; heme binding; oxidoreductase activity, acting on paired donors, with incorporation or reduction of molecular oxygen. The transcript has 4 exons. The record is from RefSeq and is a predicted model, not a curated record.
GAUGUAAUUACUUUUUGUAUAUUAUACUAAAUUGCAGGUUCAGAGGUUACAUAAACAUAUAGUAUAUCAAUUGAGAUGCAUUCGCUAUUACUGUUAUGUAUAACUUUUUACGUAAUUUACAAAUAUCUAACUCGUAAUUUCGAUUAUUGGGAACAAAAAAACGUGCCGUAUAUAAGGCCAAAACCGUUUUUUGGAAAUAUCUGCGAGGUGUUCUUUUUCCGAAAACAAUUUGCGGUUCAAAUAGCAGAACUGUACCAUCAAAUUCAAGAUCGUAUGGUGGGAAUUUUCAUUUUAAACCAACCAUUUCUGAUUGUGAAAGAUCCCGAAAUCAUUAAACAUGUACUCGUUAAGGAUUUCGACAUCUUCAGGAACAGAAGCAUUUACUCCAAUGAAAAUAUAGAUUCAUUGUCUGCAAAUUUCAUGUUUUUCGCCGAAGCCAAUAAAUGGAAAAUACUUAGAACGAAGGCGAGCCCAAUUUUCACUUCCGGAAAAUUAAAAAACAUGUACGGCACAGUAGGUAGCAUUGUAAAAAAGUUUGUUAAUUAUUUAACAGAAGAAACAGUAAAAACUCCUAUCCUGGACGCGAGAGAAGUAUGUGCCCGUUAUUCGAUGGAUGUUGUAGCCACCACCAAUUUUGGCGUUGAUGCCGCUUGCCUGAAAGAUAAAAAUGCCGAUUUUUACUUGAUCGGAAGAAGAAUGUUUGAUUUCAGCUACGAAAAUACCAUUCGACAGGCUGCUUAUUUUGUUGCGCCUUUUUUUAUCAAAUUUGCAAAGUUGCAAACUUUCGAUCGACAUGUCUACAACUACAUUAAGCAUUUGACGACAUCACAAAUCAAUUUUAGAGAAGAAAAUGACAAUUAUAGAAACGGUGAUAUAAUAGAUAUUUUGGUUGAAUUUAAAAGAAGAAAAGUUAUAAACGACAUGAUUUUCGAAAACAAUUUUUUGUUUGGUCAGGUUGGCCAGGUUUUCUUUGCUGGUUUUGAACCUCUUACGGUUGCUUUAUCCUUUGGACUGUACGAAUUAGCUUUAAAUCCUGAAAUACAAAACAGAAUCAAAACUGAAAUAAUUUCCGCCCUUCAGGAACAUGAAAAGAUUGAUUACGAAGUUACACGGAACGGCUUACCCUACUUAGACCAAGUUAUAAAAGAAGUUUUGCGAAAAUAUCCACCCCUCUCCCUGUUGGAUAGAAAAUGUUCCACAAUAUAUAAAAUACCAAACAGCGACGUUAUCAUAGAACCAGGAACGCCCGUUUAUAUUUCUGUGUACGGGCUUCAUCAUGACGAAAAGUACUUUCCAAAUCCUGAAAAAUUUAUUCCCGAACGAUUUUCAAAGGAAAACGAACGAAAUAUUUCAGAUUAUUUUUAUUUGCCAUUUGGUAACGGCCCAAGAAAUUGCAUAGGAAAACGAUAUUCAAUUAUUGUCCUAAAACUUGCUCUCGUAGAAAUUCUCUCCGAAUUUGAGAUAAAGACUUGCAUAAAUACCCCGCUAAAAAUUGAAUAUUCACCAAAAUCUUUAACACUGGUACCUAAUAAAAACUUAUAUUUGAAGUUCAAAAAGUCAGCAAUACAUUUUUAAACUUUAAUAUUCAUAGCAUGACUGUAUUUUGCAGUUAAAUAACAAUUGCAAACACUAAACAAAUAAGAAGAAUUACUUCACUUACGUUAUUCGUUUAAUAUUAAAUUAGCAUUUUAAAAACCGGGCGUUAAGACAGAUUUGCUCCAAUUUUUUUCGGUAUGCAGAUUUUAGGGUACCUACGUCAAUGAAGGUCAAAACAGUGACAAAAUGGGGAACAACUGAUUUUCGUUAGGGUACUUACCGACCUACCGAAAAGAUAACUUCAAAGUAGUAGUUUUUGUAGUCCAGAAUUAUUGUGUAAAGUAACUGAAGGACUGUCGAAAUUCAUUCGCUAUAACCGACAGACGCUAUAAGCAAUUACGUAUUUGUUUUAUAUGCAUAUGUACACGGUUGUUAUGCACAAACAUAUUCGACAAUUAUUUAUAAAAUAAUAAAUCCUACGACUUCAUUUUAA